This is a messenger RNA of Daphnia magna, 3311 nucleotides long. Its product is annotated as 25S rRNA (cytosine-C(5))-methyltransferase nop2. The transcript has 8 exons. Gene Ontology annotation, biological process: riboflavin transport; maturation of LSU-rRNA; rRNA base methylation. Lineage: Eukaryota; Metazoa; Arthropoda; Branchiopoda; Diplostraca; Daphniidae. Gene Ontology annotation, molecular function: rRNA (cytosine-C5-)-methyltransferase activity; riboflavin transmembrane transporter activity; RNA binding. Bases 118 to 3255 code for a protein of 1045 amino acids. The record is from RefSeq and is a predicted model, not a curated record. Gene Ontology annotation, cellular component: plasma membrane; nucleolus.
CAUUGUUGCUUUCAAUGGUGGUUUGUCCACACGUGUUCUUUAGUGACUGCCUAUAUUGUUUAAACCUAUUUUGAGUGAUUUUUUCCGGUUGACAUUUGAAAUCUAAAUUUAAAUAAAAUGGGUCGCAAAGGUAAUUUUGUUGAGAAGACUCCCAGUGGUCCGGGUAGGAAAGCGAAAAAACAGAAGCCCCCAACUCUACCAGACCAUUUAAAAGAAGCGAAAGAACCAAGAGAAACUUUGGGUAGGCGGUCACAGAAACGUGCGGCCAAACGCAGUGCUGUGAAAGCUGGAACAGCUACCCGUAAAAAACCUGCCAAGAAAAAUAAAGCUGUUCCCAAUGAGUCUCUUGACAGUGAAGGCAUGUCAGAUGACGAUGGUGAAAGAAAACAACUCUUCGAUGAUGGAGAUUCAGAUAGCAUGGGAGGACAAAGCGAAGAUGAUGAACCUUUAGAUGACAACUUUAAGGGAAGCUCUGGAGACAGUUCCGAUGAUGAUGAGGAAGAGUUACCUAUUGAAAAGAAAUCAAAGCAGCUCAAAUUGAAAAAGAAACAAGAAGAUGAGCUAGGAGAAAAAGAAUUGCUGAUGAAUAUUCAGCAAUCAGAAAAGUACACCCUUCCAAGUGGGGAAGAAAUAGAGAAAGAAUUGCUAUUGCCGCCAGACCUGACAAUUUUGAAAUCAAGAAUUAAAGAAGUUGUAGGAGUCUUGAGUGAUUUCACUAUCAAACGCGAAGAGGGUCGUGACAGAGUCGAAUAUCUUGAUCAACUACGUAGAGAUCUCUGUUCUUAUUAUAGCUACAAUGAUUUUCUAAUGGGAGCCUUCAUGGAAACUUUCCCACUUGGUGAAUUAAUCGAUUUCCUUGAAGCCAAUGAAACUCCUAGACCUAUGACAAUUCGUACCAACACUUUAAAAACGAGAAGACGGGAUUUGGCGCAAGCUCUCAUUAACAGAGGAGUGAAUCUCGACCCAAUAGGUAAGUGGUCGAAGGUUGGGCUUGUGAUCUAUAACUCGCAGGUACCAGUCGGUGCCACCCCCGAGUAUCUAGCUGGUCACUACAUUCUACAGGGAGCUUCCAGUUUUUUGCCUGUCAUGGCUUUGGCGCCCCAAGAAGGCGACAAAGUACUUGAUAUGAGCGCAGCACCUGGUGGAAAAACUUCACACAUUGCUGCCCUUAUGAAAAAUACGGGUAUGCUCUUUGCAAACGAUGCGAAUCCUGACCGAGCCAAGGCUGUCGUUGGUAACCUCCACCGUCUUGGAGUUACAAACGCUGUCGUGAUGACCUACGACGGAAAAGUUCUGCCCAAGAUGAGUAGGGGAUACAAUCGUGUAUUGCUGGACGCUCCCUGUAGUGGAACAGGUGUCAUUUCUAAAGAUCCUUCUGCAAAAACAUCUAAAGACAGCAAAGACAUCAACCGCUGCUCUCAUCUUCAAAAAGAACUUAUCCUUGCCGCUAUAGAUUGUGCCGACGAAGGUGGAUACAUUGUAUAUUCAACUUGCUCCGUUCUUGUCCAAGAAAACGAAUGGGUAGUAGAUUACGCAUUGAAAAAGCGACACGUCAAGGUUGUAGACACUGGGCUCGAAUUUGGACGGGAAGGCUUUCCCCGAUUCCAGAAAUUAGUGUUCCACCCAUCCGUAAAGUUAUGCAGGAGAUUCUACCCCCACACCCAUAAUAUGGACGGUUUUUUCGUAGCAAAACUAAAGAAGAUAUCAAAUAACAUCCCGUCAACAGCCGAGGAAAUUGAAGAAGAAGAACCUGCUGAAGAGAAGAACAGCAACGAUUCUGAUGACGACACGUCCGCAAAGAGCAGAAGAAUGAAGAGGAAAAAGGGAAGCAAAGCAAAUGAUUCUAAUAACAAAAAUUCAAACCCAAAAAUUAAAAAGGGAAGUGAUGCGAAACAUGAGAAGGCCAACGGGGUCGCUAAAACAGUCAAACCCUUCGAACGUUAUCAGUUAUUCGAUAUUUCCGUUUUGCCGACCUGCUUAAGUCGCUAUAUGACACGUAUCAAUUCCCGAAGGUGGGAAAGCCAGAACUUUAACGGCCUCAAUCAGUAUAGCUAUAAGAGUCCGAUAUUCUAUUCCGUCAUGCACCUACUUGUACCUCAUAUCGUGCACGAAAAACCAAGUAUUUAUGUGCUCAUGGUAGUUGGAAUCCUUUCCUCGCUGCUGAUCGCGUUCUUCUGGGAUGCCACUAGCUACGUCAACGGCGAAGAACACAGCACAGGACUACUUACCUUGCUGUUUUUCUUAUCACUAGUCGAUUGCUCCAGCUCUGUUCUUUUUAUGCCCUUCAUGGCCCGAUUUCGCCAAGCUUACCUGACGUCUUACUUGAUCGGCGAAGGACUUAGCGGCUUCCUUCCUAGCAUUUUCGCUCUGAUACAGGGUGUCGGUGGCAAUCCAUCGUGCCGGAAUACAUCAGCUAUUAUCAAUGGAUCGGAAUCAUGGCAAGUGGAGGCUUUCUAUCCUGAGCCAAAUUUUUCGGUUUCAGCUUUCUUUUUCAUCCUAAUGGGACUCAUGGUCUGCUGCGCAGCAUCUUUCAUCGGACUUAACCAUUGUUCUGUAGCACGACGGGAGCGGUAUGAGUCGGUAGCUACCCGGAUACCUGUAGCUAUUGAUAAUCAGACUUUCGUUGCGUCAUCCGAAUUAGUUGACCCCACGUUCAAUGGUAAAUCCACCAAGAUAAAUUACCAUGUAGAAUUGGACACGGUAAGCGAAGAACAACAAAGGGUCAAUACGGACAUACCCAAAUCUGUCUUUAUCUAUUUGUUGACGUUGCAAGCUUGGGUAUGCGCCCUCAGUAAUGGAGCUCUACCCAGCAUCCAAAGCUACUCAUGUCUACCCUAUGGAAACACGGCCUAUCAUUUUGCCGUUACUUUGUCGGCGAUGGCGAACCCACUAUCUUGCCUUAUUGCAUACUUUCUACCUAUUACCAAUGUCUGUCUGAUAGCCAUGUUUGCAUUUUUGGGCACUUCGGUCUCGGCUUACAUAAUUGCGCUUGCGGCGCUAAGUCCAGUACCUCCGCUGAUCGGAUAUCCUUCGGGAGAAACACUUAUGAUUACCUCCUGGAUCCUCUGCGUCGGUCUCCUUACAUACGUCAAAGUCAGUAUUGCUUCCAUCUUCCGGAUGGAAGAAGGGAAAGGAGAUCAAAACUUGUUUUGGUUUGGAGUAUUCACACAAGUGGGAUCGGCAAUUGGCUCCAUCAUUGCCUUCCUCUUAGUAAAUGUCUAUCAAUAUUUCGAGGCAUAUUAUCCAUGCACAUAAAUAGUCGUGUCUACAAAGCUAUAGAAAAACGCAAAUUGAUAUAAGAGUUUACAGAA